AUGACGAAUGCAUUUCAAGUUGAAAAGCAAAAUCCAAGAUCACGAAUCCAAUAUGACAGAAUGCAAAAACAUUGGGUUAACUGUUAUUUCCGACUGCUUUUAAAAGCCAUAAAAGUGGAAAAGUUGUUGUUACCGAUUGAAAACAGUUUUGAGAGAAGGAGGGAGCAGAUCUGCUCCCUCCUCCUCUCCCCUUUCUCUUCUACUCCCCGCCCCUACCCUCCCCCUCCUAGGGGUGAGCAUAUUCACCGAGUGCCGAGUUUUGACCGAGUGCCGACCGAGUUCCGACCGAGACCGACCGGCACCGACGAACAGACGGACGGAAGGCGGCAGGGAUUUCCUUCUUCCGAAAUAUUUCGGUCGGCAGGCGGUAUGGAUUUUCUGGAAGCUCUCAUCUCUUCGUCUCCUCUCCGCGGCUCCGCCGAAGGUCACUGUCCCCUCCUCUCAUCUCUUCGCCUCCUCUCCGCUACUCCGCCUUUUAGCCAUCGAAGGUCGCUGUCUGUCUUGGGUCCCCGACGUCGGUCGUCUUCUCAGUUCACCAUUUCUCCCAACGAAAACGAGUCUGCUGCUGUUGCUGCUGCUUCUGCAAAGUCUUUACCUGCAAGGUCUUCACCUGCUGCUGCUUCUGCAAAGUCUUUACCUGCAAGGUCUUCACCUGCUGCUGUUGCGGCGGUACCCGUACCUUCACCGGCACCGACUACAUCAGGUGGUGCUUCUCAUACUCCAUCUCUUGAUAUUCCAAUUACUCCCAUGGAAGUUGAAGAUGUUGCAUAUGAGUCUGGGGAGGUUCAUAGAAGUAGUGAUGUAAGGGAUGAUAGUUCUGUAGGAACUGGGAGGGGUCAUGGGAGUCGUGGGAGUCGUGGGGGUCGUCCACCACAACCUAGGAAACCAAAAAAUAUGUCCAAACCAUCUGCAGCUUGGGAACAUUUCACUAGGGAUGAGAGUUCUUCCCAAGAUGACCCUAUGGCCCAUUGUAAUUAUUGUGGGUCUGCUUACAAGUGUCACCCUAAAAUUAAUGGGACCUCCUCCAUGCUUUACCAUGUCAAUAAUUGCCCAAAGUAUAAGAUCCAUAAGACUAGACAAGAUAAGAGUCAACAAAUGUUUACCUUUGAGGCUAAGAAGGGGGAGGGUAAUGCAUUGAUGAUUGUAAAGUAUGAUGAGAAAAAAAUAAGGGCUGCACUUACUGAAAUGGUUAUUGAGGAUGAGUUACCUUUUAUGUUUGUGGAUGGAAAUGGGUUUAAGAAGUUCAUGAAAGUAGUUGAGCCUCGCUUCAACAUUCCUUCUCGCUUUACAACGAUGAAGGAUUGUGUGAAAGCGUAUUUAAGGACUAAGAGUGAUUUGAAGCAUAUGUUUAUGACAACUAAUCAAAGGGUUUGCUUGACCACCGACACAUGGACUUCUAUUCAAAAUAUGAAUUAUAUGUGUGUGACUGCACAUUUUAUUGACCAUAAAUGGACAUUGCAUAGAAGAUUGUUGUCAUUCCGUCAAGUGUCAGAUCAUAAGGGCAUCACAAUUGGGAGGGCAUUGGAGGAGUGUUUAGUAGAAUGGGGCAUUAGUAGGCUUUUGACAAUUACGGUUGACAAUGCCUCCGCCAAUGAUAAGGCACUAGAUUGGUUGAAACAACGAACAAUGUACGAUGAGGACACUAUUUGUUUUAAUGAAUUUCUUCACGUGAGAUGUAGUGCUCAUAUUCUUAAUCUAAUUGUGCAAAGGGGUUUAAAAGAUGCUCAUGACUCAAUUGAGAGGGUCCGAAAUGUGGUUAGGUAUGUGAAGUCCUCCCCCAAAAGACUAGAAAGGUUUAAGUCUUGUGCAGAUAGACAAAAGGUUGUUUGUCAGGCCUCCUUGGUCCUUGAUGUUCCCACUAGAUGGAACUCAACCUAUUUCAUGUUGGAGGUAGCAGAGAAGUAUAGAAGAGCAUUUGAGCUUUUGCAAGAGGAAGAUGGGCCUCUUAUGCGUUAUUUAAAUCGAACUGUUGGGGGAAGAAAGGGGUUGGGGCCUCCCAAGGAGGAUGAUUGGAACAAUGUUCGUCACUUUGUACAUUUUUUGAAGGUCUUUUAUGAUGUCACUAUGAAAAUUUCUGGUUCAUUGUAUUCAACUGCAAACUUGUUUUUCCAACAACUUUGUAGUGUUCGUAGGCAAGUGCUAAAUUAUGCUGGAAGUCUUGAUCCUUUGGUGAGUGCUAUGGCUAGGCAGAUGAAAGUAAAAUAUGACAAAUAUUGGGGGAACUUUGAGAAAAUAAACCGGUUGUUAUUUGUGGCUGUUGUUCUUGAUCCUCGAUACAAGCUGGUUGCUUUUGAAUAUUGGUGUCAAAUGAACCUUUCACAUGAACUAGCGAAAAAUCUUGUUGAUAAAUUGAAGGAGGACUUAAAUAAUAUAUUUGACCAAUAUGUGGGCACUAGGGGAAAUGUGCCAAUGAUGAGUGUCAAUGAUGAGGUACAAAGUCGAGAGGCUCCACAUUGUCAUGCUUCAACAUCAUCCGAGAACGUUUCAUUUGACGACGAUGCCGACUUCUUAAGUGAGUUUCAUUCAUUCCGAGCAUCAAGAAAUUUGAUGGAUUGUAAAACUGAGAUAGAGCAAUAUUGUUUGGAGGAUGUUGAAUCACUAAGUACAACCUUUGAUAUUUUGAAUUGGUGGAAAGUUAAUUCAACAAAGUUUCCGAUCCUCUCCAAGGUAGCGCGGGAUGUGUUGGCCAUUCCAGUGACCACAGUUGCCUCAGAAUCGGCAUUUAGCACCGGAGGUCGUGUGCUUGAUCCAUUUAGGAGUUCUUUGGCUCCAAAAACAAUUGAGGCACUUGUUUGUACUCAAAAUUGGUUGAGAUCUUCUCCCGUUAGUUUGCGUGACACAUUCUUGUCUAAGGUUGAUGAUGGCGAGAGCUACAAGCUGGAUUUAGAAAUUAUGUCCAAUACUAUUAAUGUUGACGAGGCCGAUUAA
Messenger RNA from Corylus avellana, 2928 nucleotides. The record is from RefSeq and is a predicted model, not a curated record. Lineage: Eukaryota; Viridiplantae; Streptophyta; Magnoliopsida; Fagales; Betulaceae.